AGACAAAAUGCCUGAACCCGCCAAGUCUGCGCCCAAGAAGGGCUCCAAGAAAGCCGUGACCAAGACGGCCGGCAAAGGAGGCAAGAAGAAGCGAAGGACAAGGAAGGAGAGCUACGCCAUCUACGUCUACAAGGUGCUGAAGCAGGUCCACCCUGAUACCGGGAUCUCCUCCAAGGCCAUGAGCAUCAUGAACUCUUUCGUCAACGACAUUUUUGAGCGCAUCGCCUCCGAGGCCUCUCGUCUGGCUCACUACAACAAGCGCUCCACCAUCACCUCCAGGGAGAUCCAGACCGCUGUGCGGCUCCUGCUGCCCGGCGAGCUGGCCAAGCACGCCGUGUCUGAGGGCACCAAGGCGGUCACCAAGUACACCAGCUCCAAGUAAACUCCGCUGUGGGAGUUCACUCAACCAAAGGCUCUUUUAAGAGCCACCCACAAUGUCUGAAGAGCGCUGGUCCUGACACUUUAAUCUUCAAACUAUUAUAUUAAGAAAUUCAAAGAAUGAUAACAUUUAGAAUCUGCCAGAUAAAGCAAAACUCUUAUUUCACCUUUUUUAUUAAAUUAUAUAUUAGUCUGAUGCUGUUUUACGGUGGUUUUUCUUGAAUCCUGUAGUACUUUAGGUGUUUCUGUAACAUUCUGGAAUAAAUUUGAUAGCUUAGAAA
Xiphophorus hellerii (green swordtail) is the source of this 659-nucleotide messenger RNA. Its product is annotated as histone H2B 1/2-like. The transcript has a single exon. Lineage: Eukaryota; Metazoa; Chordata; Actinopteri; Cyprinodontiformes; Poeciliidae. The record is from RefSeq and is a predicted model, not a curated record. Gene Ontology annotation, molecular function: structural constituent of chromatin; DNA binding; protein heterodimerization activity. Gene Ontology annotation, cellular component: nucleosome. The coding region runs from base 8 to 382 and encodes 124 amino acids.